Molecule: messenger RNA, 1245 nt
Organism: Cricetulus griseus (Chinese hamster)
Lineage: Eukaryota; Metazoa; Chordata; Mammalia; Rodentia; Cricetidae
Source: RefSeq, a predicted model, not a curated record
AUGUUCCGGAUGUUGACAAAGACCAGUGUGACUCUGGAUGCCAGAGCAGCAGGUUGGGUACGGACCAUGGGCUCUCACCAGCUGCUGGUGCCACCGCCAGAGGCCCUGAGCAAACCCCUGUCAGUUCCUAAGCGGCUCCUGUUGGGUCCAGGGCCCUCCAACCUGGCUCCACGCGUGUUGGCAGCUGGAGGGCUGAGGAUGAUCGGCCACAUGCAAAAAGAGAUGUUUCAGAUCAUGGAUGAGAUCAAGCAAGGUAUCCAGUAUGUGUUCCAGACCAGGAACCCCCUGACACUGGUUGUCAGCGGCUCAGGACACUGCGCCAUGGAGACUGCCCUGUUCAACCUCCUAGAGCCUGGGGACUCUUUUCUAGUUGGAGCCAAUGGCAUCUGGGGAAUGCGGGCUGCAGAGAUUGCUGAGCGCAUUGGAGCCCGUGUGCACCAGAUGGUCAAGGAACCUGGAGAACACUACACGUUGCAGGAGGUAGAAGAGGGCCUGGCUCGGCACAAACCAGUCCUGCUGUUCCUGACCCACGGGGAGUCAUCCACUGGUGUGAUGCAACCCCUUGAUGGCUUUGGGGAGCUCUGCCACAGGUACCAGUGCCUACUCCUGGUGGACUCCGUGGCAUCACUGGGUGGGGUUCCCAUCUACAUGGACCAGCAAGGCAUCGACGUCUUGUACUCUGGCUCCCAGAAGGUCCUGAAUGCCCCACCAGGGAUUUCCCUUAUCUCCUUCAGUGACAAGGCCAAACACAAGGUCUACUCUCGGAAGACAAAGCCGGUCUCCUUCUACACAGACAUCACAUAUUUGGCCAAGCUGUGGGGCUGCGAGGGCAAGACCAGAAUAAUUCACCAUACCACGCCCGUCACCAGCUUAUACUGCCUGAGGGAGAGCCUGGCGCUCAUUUCAGAGCAGGGCCUGGAGAAUUCCUGGCAGCAGCACAGGGAGGCUACAGCGUAUCUGCACCAGCGCCUGCAGGAAUUGGGCCUGCAGCUCUUUGUGAAGGACCCGGCACUCCGGCUACCCACAGUCACCACCGUGAUGGUGCCUGCUGGCUACAACUGGAGGGACAUCGUCAGUUAUGUGCUGGACCACUUCCACAUUGAAAUCGCUGGUGGCCUUGGGCCCUCUGAGGAGAAGGUACUGCGGAUUGGCCUGCUGGGCUACAAUGCCACCACGGAGAAUGUGGACCGCGUGGCCAAGGCCCUGAGAGAGGCCCUGCAACAUUGUCCUAAGAACAAGUUGUGA